Messenger RNA from Lichtheimia ornata, 612 nucleotides. Its product is annotated as 40S ribosomal protein S5. The record is from RefSeq and is a predicted model, not a curated record. Lineage: Eukaryota; Fungi; Mucoromycota; Mucoromycetes; Mucorales; Lichtheimiaceae. Gene Ontology annotation, molecular function: mRNA binding; structural constituent of ribosome; rRNA binding. The transcript is spliced from 4 exons. Gene Ontology annotation, cellular component: cytosolic small ribosomal subunit; ribosome. Bases 1 to 612 code for a protein of 203 amino acids. Gene Ontology annotation, biological process: translation; ribosomal small subunit assembly.
AUGGUUGCUUUGAAUCUCCCUGCUGACGUUUUGGCCAGCGCCGAUGGCUCUCGCAAGCUCUUCAACAAGUGGUCGUAUGAGGAUGUCGAAGUCAAGGAUAUCUCUCUCCAAGACUAUAUCCAAGUGCGUCAACACGUCUACUUGCCCCACACUGCUGGUCGUUUUGCUGUCAAGCGUUUCCGCAAGGCUCAAUGCCCCAUUGUCGAACGUUUGACCAACUCGCUCAUGAUGCACGGUCGCAACAACGGCAAGAAGCUUAUGGCUGCUCGUAUCGUCCAACACGCUUUCGAGAUCAUCAACCUCUUGACCGACCAAAACCCCAUCCAAGUCAUGGUCGAUGCUAUCAUCAACACUGGUCCUCGUGAAGAUUCCACCCGUAUUGGCUCUGCUGGUACCGUUCGUCGUCAAGCCGUUGAUGUCUCUCCCAUCCGUCGCGUCAACCAAGCUAUUGCUCUUUUGACCACUGGUACCCGUGAAGCUGCUUUCCGCAACGUCAAGACUAUUUCCGAGUGCCUUGCUGAUGAGCUUAUCAACGCUGCCAAGGGUUCUUCCAACUCGUACGCCAUCAAGAAGAAGGAUGAGCUUGAGCGUGUUGCCAAGUCCAACCGUUAA